This is a messenger RNA of Aspergillus aculeatinus CBS 121060, 2379 nucleotides long. RefSeq lists its product as uncharacterized. The record is from RefSeq and is a predicted model, not a curated record. Gene Ontology annotation, biological process: amino acid transmembrane transport. The coding region runs from base 1 to 2379 and encodes 792 amino acids. The transcript is spliced from 8 exons. Gene Ontology annotation, cellular component: fungal-type vacuole membrane. Gene Ontology annotation, molecular function: L-glutamate transmembrane transporter activity; L-arginine transmembrane transporter activity; L-serine transmembrane transporter activity. Lineage: Eukaryota; Fungi; Ascomycota; Eurotiomycetes; Eurotiales; Aspergillaceae.
AUGUCCUUCUCUGUGAAGGGACGCUCUGCCAUCGUCACGGGAGCAGGCUCCGGAAUUAACCUCUCCUUUGCGAAACUUCUACUUGAGAAUGGGUGCGGCGUUCUCAUUGCCGACCUAGGGCUGCGCCCCGAAGCACAGUCGCUGGUGAAUCAGUACGCGGCCUCCUCCAAUGGGCCCCGUGCUGUCUUCCAGAAGACUGACGUGACCGACUGGAAGCAAGUGGAGCAUAUGUUUGAAGUAGCAGAGAAGGAAUUCGGGGAAGUGGACAUCGUCUGCCCCGGGGCAGGGAUCUACGAGCCUCAUUGGACCAACUUCUGGCGACCCCCGGGAACGCCAGAGAGUCGAGAUCCACGAGAUGGGGGCCGGUACGCCUUGCUCGAUAUCAACUUGACCCAUCCCAUCCGCACGACGCAGCUAGCCAUCGCGCACUUCCUCCGCAAGGGCAGCACCAGCAGCAACCAACGCCGCAAACACAUCGUUCACAUUUCCAGCAUUGCCGGGCAGAAUCCUGCUCUGGCAACCCCAAUCUACGUAGCCACCAAGCAUGCGAUCAAUGGCCUGGUCCGGUCCCUGGCCAAGCUCGACCAGAAAUGCGGGAUCCGCGUCACGGCCGUGGCUCCCGGGGUGAUCAAGACGCCGCUCUGGACGGACCACCCCGAAAAGAUCAAGAUAGUCGACGCCAAAGCCGAUGAGUGGGUGACCCCCGAGGAAGUGGCUCAGGUCAUGCUGGCGCUGAUCCAGCAAGAUCAUGUUGGCGAAAUCAUUGGGGAUCAGACAGGUCAGGGUCCUCAGUUUGUGGUUAGUGGAGGAACGAUUCUGGAGGUCUCCAAGACCGUGCGUUCGGUUAGUGCCUUUAAUGAUCCUGGCCCCGGUCAGCGGCCCGGAAAUACGGUGUCGGACGCCAAUAAGCUGGAGGAUGAGGUGCGUGGCGGGAGAGGGAAACGGAGCGCCGGACACCAUGGCGACGCCAGUUGGAUUAGUUGCGUGAUCAACCUGGUCAACACUAUCAUUGGCGCCGGUGUCCUAGCCAUGCCACUUGCGAUCUCGCACAUGGGAAUCGUACUCGGUGUCUUUGUCAUUUUAUGGUCGGGAAUCGCAGCAGGAUUCGGUCUAUAUCUUCAGUCCCAAUGUGCACGAUACCUGGAACGCGGAACCGCGUCGUUCUUCGCCUUGUCGCAGCUCACAUACCCCAAUGCGGCCGUUAUCUUCGAUGCCGCGAUCGCGAUCAAAUGUUUUGGCGUCGGGGUCAGCUAUCUUAUCAUUAUCGGAGAUCUGAUGCCGGGGGUGGUUCAGGGUUUCGUGGGAGGUUCUCCGGAUUACGACUUUCUGGUGGACCGUCAUUUUUGGGUAACAGCCUUCAUGUUGAUUGUCAUUCCUCUCUCCUACCUCCGACGCUUGGACUCGCUCAAAUAUACGAGUAUUGCAGCACUCGUCUCCAUGGCAUAUUUGGUUGUAUUGGUUGUCUACCAUUUCGUGAUCGGAGACACAACCACUGAUCGGGGUCCUAUUCGCGUGAUACACUGGGCAGGCCCUGUUCCCACGCUCAGCAGCCUUCCUGUCAUUGUCUUUGCCUUUACAUGCCAUCAAAAUAUGUUCUCGAUCUUGAACGAGAUCAGCAACAACAGCCAUUUCCGAACCACCGGAGUCGUCUUCUCUAGCAUCGGUAGCGCCGCUGCAACUUAUAUUCUUGUGGCUAUCACCGGAUAUCUUUCGUUCGGAAACAGCGUUGCUGGAAACAUCGUUGGCAUGUACCCGCCAGGCCUGUAUGCUACGAUUGGCCGUGCCGCCAUUGUCAUGCUUGUCAUGUUCUCCUAUCCGCUUCAAUGCCAUCCGUGUCGGGCGUCCGUCGAUGCAGUACUGCGCUGGAGACCCAAGCCCGCGGGCUCCAGUGACAGCUCGCCCCACCGGCAUCCACUUUUGGGGUCGAGAGGCAACCGUGCCCCCGAGCCAAUGAGUGACCUCCGAUUCUCCAUCAUCACCACCACCAUUCUCGUGUUGAGCUAUAUCGUCGCCAUGACCGUGUCGUCGCUCGAAGCCGUGCUCGCUUAUGUCGGCAGCACCGGCAGCACCAGCAUCAGCUUCAUCCUUCCCGGUCUUUUCUACUACAAGAUCUCUUCUCCUGAAUCGCCGCACCAUCAACGAUUGAUGAAGGAAGACGACGAAGUGGGCGAUGCGAUCAUGUCUGACGGCAACAAUGACGAUGAGGACAUCGAGACCUCGCAAACCCGUCCGCUGACGGAGAGUGGUAUCCUUCGCCGCGGCACUCGUCAAUGGCGCCGAGCACUAUUGCGCAAGCUGAGUCUGGGUCUUGUGAUCUACGGUGUCUUGGUUAUGGUCGUGUGUCUUAUCACGAAUUCAGUCUUUCUCGCCUCUCAUUAG